Messenger RNA from Ricinus communis (castor bean), 1790 nucleotides. Its product is annotated as ethylene-responsive transcription factor ERF113. The transcript is spliced from 3 exons. The record is from RefSeq and is a predicted model, not a curated record. Gene Ontology annotation, molecular function: DNA binding; DNA-binding transcription factor activity. Gene Ontology annotation, biological process: ethylene-activated signaling pathway; regulation of DNA-templated transcription. Lineage: Eukaryota; Viridiplantae; Streptophyta; Magnoliopsida; Malpighiales; Euphorbiaceae. The coding region runs from base 458 to 1291 and encodes 277 amino acids.
GAUACAUCACUUUAACGUGCAGCAAUGAAAACCCUACAAGUAUACAGCCUAACCCUAUUCUUAACUUAAAUCACUCUUUUUCAUCUUCAUUCUUUUCAUCCUCUGCAUAGAAUCAGCAGUUUCCUUCUUUCUUUUAUCUGUCUGUGUUCAUCUGAAUAAUUAUAUGUCUGAGAUCAGACAUGCCCACGCAUAUCAAAAGUUUAAUCGCGAGAGCGAAAUUGAUCAAGUUGAUGAUGAAUAAAUAAAUUAUGCAAGAUUCUUAAUUAGUUACUUACAGGAUUGGGAGGCAUGAAAAGAUCAGGAGAUCGAAGAGGAAGAUGGCAAGAUGAUCUUCUCUAUAUAUCUGCCAACAACUUCUUCAAGGCCAGCCAGUUAUUGAUGACUAAGCUAAAAAAACUCACUACAAAGAAAGCAGCAAGAAGUUCAAGAGGUUAACAAGGUGGAUCGAAGGCUUGGAAUGAGGCCACUUCCUUCUGAUGUAUCAGAAGAAAAGGGAAAGCAAGAUCAUGUCUUGCUUGCCCAUGUUCUUGAUCAUGCCAUGGCCAGCAACAACAGGCUGGAACAUGUGCAGGGAAAUCCUCUUGAUCAGUCUGCAGCAGGUAGGGCAGGACAUUACACUACUACUUCUCCAACUACAAAUGAUCAAGGGAACAUGAGAAGAAGACACUAUAGAGGUGUAAGGCAGAGACCAUGGGGGAAGUGGGCGGCCGAAAUCCGUGACCCGAAGAAGGCUGCUCGUGUCUGGCUUGGAACAUUUGACACGGCAGAAGCUGCAGCGACUGCUUAUGAUGCAGCUGCUCUUAAAUUUAAAGGCACUAAAGCAAAGCUCAACUUCCCCGAACGCGUUCAAGGAGCCGGAGCAAGACCAGAUAAUUUAAGCUUCAUGGCGACUAAUCAAAAUGCAAUUCUUGUUCCUAAUAACAAUUAUAAUGUUUUUGCUCCUUCACAAUUUCCUCCACCUCCUCUUCCCAUCAUUCGUCCACCUGCAGCAAUACCUGAAGAAUUCCCAAAUCUUUAUCAGUACGCCCAGCUCCUUUCCAGCAAUGAUGAUAGUUAUCUACAAUAUGUUGGUUCAGGUGGUCUUAAUUAUAAUCAAGAACCCUUUGUUUCCCCUUGUUUGUCUAUGACAUCUUCUUCAUCAGCUUCCUCAGGAUUAUCCCAACAAUUGCAGCCAGCUGCAGAAGAAGAAUUUUUUUCUAGGUUUCUCCCCCAGAUGCCCGCAGGUUUUUCUUCUGGUACCCAUAGUCAUCAGCAGGAGAGGGAAUUUGAUCACGGUAAUGCUCCCUUCUGACGUAUUAGGGUUCAGGACUUCACAAGAAGCCGAAAAGCAUGAACUGCGGUUAAAGUCUCAGCUGAUCGGCGCACAUAGAAAGAGAUAAUGCAGCUUCAAGCUCACUACCUUUCAAAGAAGUUCAUUAUUUUAUGGGAUUUCCUGUAUUUGCACAUUUGAAAGAGGGCAUGCAUGUGUUUUUCUUUUAGUCCCCUAACUUUUGCCACAGACCAUAUCUUCUUCGGAUGAUCUUAAGGUCGAUGCAUUUUCUUCUAUCUAUCUUGUAUUUGUACUCUAGUACAAAAAAUGAAGGCAGGUAUAUAAACCACUGGAACCAUGACAAAGAAAUAUCGCUUUCACUGCAUCCAUUGGACGAAGCUGAAACCAACCAAAGAUUAGGAUGUAACCUAAUUUCCGAAUGUGCCAUUAUCAUGUUCAAUCAGAUGAUGUAAAAUGAUAUGCUUAACAUGUGUUUGAGAGAGUUUCAGUAACAAUAUGCUUAAUAUGUGUUUGAGUUUAA